Rotaria sordida is the source of this 256-nucleotide messenger RNA. The record is from the annotation of a GenBank genome assembly. NCBI's taxonomy places the organism in Eukaryota, Metazoa, Rotifera, Eurotatoria, Philodinida, Philodinidae.
AUGCAUGUGCUAUGUUAUAAAAAAAAAAAUCGUUCACUUGCAUGUAAUAUAAUACAAAAUUUUGAUAUACGUCAAUUAUCAAAAUUACCAUUUGAAACAUUAUCGAUUUUACUUAAAGAUUCAUCAAAUGAUUUAUUAGAUGAAAUUUUACAUUCAAGUAUUUUACUUUUAUUACUUUCAUGUUUAUCAUCAAUAACACGUCAUCCACAUCGUAAACAAAAAGAUUCAAUAUCAACAUCAUUAUCAAUUCCAACAA